Messenger RNA from Ectocarpus sp. CCAP 1310/34, 546 nucleotides. The record is from the annotation of a GenBank genome assembly. NCBI's taxonomy places the organism in Eukaryota, Phaeophyceae, Ectocarpales, Ectocarpaceae.
AUGUGGGAGUGUGCGCGGCAGCAACCAGAACUGGAGGACAUGGCGCGGCAGGAGCUAGAACGUUGUCUUCGCUGGAGACCGUCUUCGUCGCACCCCAGGACUCAUUUGUUGCGUGGGCCGUCUUAGUCGCACCCCAGGACUUAUUUGUUGCGUUGAUGUCAUGGUGGGGGGAAGCAGUUUUCCCGUCGUUCACAUGCUUAUUCGCAUCGUUGAUGUCAUGGUGGGGGGAAGCAGUUUUCUGGUGUUGUUAUUUGGAUGGUGAAGUCUGGGUGUCUCUGGUGAAUUCGGUGCUAUCGGAGGAUGAGGUUUCUUGAGGUUCAGUCGUGAUGAUGGGGUUCACUUUUUUGAGCCUAUGUCUUUGCUCCUACUCGGUAGGCGGUACCGAGUCGAUGUUUGAUUGGUUCGUCCAUUGUGUGUAAGCGUGCAUGCGUAGACUUGGUAGGUCCUGUAGGACUUGGUCGCAAUCGCUGUCAUGAUUGUGAUAAGACGUAUAGCCAGUGGCGGUAUGUCGGUCUACUCCACUGGCAUGGAGAUCGCGCUCCAUGC